GAGGCCCCCAGACCGCCACUGACCAGCUGUGUUUAUUUAUAAACGCGAAAUUAGUUCUGCAACCCCUCAAAGAGUGUGUGAACGCCGUCGUGGAAGAUUGCACUUGCUGGAGUGCCUGCAGCUUACCUGAAAAAUACGCUGAAACCCGUAGAAGCCACAGGACAGUGCCACAAAUAUCCAAAAGACCGCAUUUAUCAGGAAAAUGGCACAAACAUCAGCUUUAGCCAAAAUCAGUGACCCUCCCGUCGAUCCUGUGCAGCUGUUUAAGCAUCUGAUAGAGACAGCUGGUCAAGGCAAACCGUUCAUAGAGAUGAAUCUGGCCACUAUAGACGAGGAAUUUGGUGUGCUCAACCGAACUGUCGUAUAUCGUGGUCUCUCCAGCGACAACCAUGUGUUCUACAUCACCCAUCGAUACACGCGCAACUGCAAGAAUCUUCAAGCCAAUCCAAAGGCCUGUCUAACCUUUUAUCUGCCGUUGGUCAAGAACGUUGAUGGCAAGGACAAGGACACCUUGGACACCUGGCAGGUGCGUUUGAUUGGAGCUACGGCCGUGGAGCUGCCUGAAUCUGAAAUGGACGCUCUAUGGGCCAAAGAAGACUUACCGGCCAAGAUACGUGGCCAUGUUUUCCCCUGCGGCGAGCCAGUGGACUAUGAACAGCAAAAGGCAAAGCACGACAACUUCCUCAAGGAGCACUUGAGCACCGGCAGGCCCAUCGAGAGGCCAGCCACUUACACUGGCUGGAAAUUCCAGCCCCAACGCUGGGAUUUUCUCAAAGUGGGCCAGGGCCAGAUCGCCGAUCGUGUGCAGUAUCGCCUGCAGAGUAACGGCAAAUGGCAGUCCAUGCACGUUGCCACCUAAGUAGCGAACUGCUUUCAAGCAGUUCAUUUCGCUCGAUUUAGGUUUUAUUCAACAAUAUCUUUCUACAAACAGCUAAAAUUAAUUAUCUAACAACUAAAUUUGCUUCAUUUUCGACAUGUUUAACAUACAACUACAGCAUAGUUAAUAAAUAUUACACAAAACAGCA
This is a messenger RNA of Drosophila subobscura, 1025 nucleotides long. Its product is annotated as pyridoxine/pyridoxamine 5'-phosphate oxidase. Gene Ontology annotation, biological process: pyridoxine biosynthetic process; pyridoxal 5'-phosphate biosynthetic process. The record is from RefSeq and is a predicted model, not a curated record. Gene Ontology annotation, molecular function: FMN binding; pyridoxamine phosphate oxidase activity. Lineage: Eukaryota; Metazoa; Arthropoda; Insecta; Diptera; Drosophilidae. The transcript has 3 exons. Bases 203 to 859 code for a protein of 218 amino acids.